AUGCUCUACCGGGGAGGCACGGCAGAGGCCGUACAACGUCUCGUGGGUCUUCGUGCCGACAUCGACUUCCAGUUUAGUGCCCGUGCAGCCUCUCCAUUCGGCGCAGUGCUCGCGAUAAUGUCUCUCCAGCACAGACUGGGACGAGUCACCGCGCAGACAGAGCAGUUCUACCACUACCGCGGCAUGACUCCGCUCAUGGCAGCUGUUUUCUCGUCGCAGCAUGAAGGAGCUGCUGCUCUGAUUGCAGCGGGGGCCAAUCUGGAUCUCAGGAACUGUCGGGGCUUCAGCGCCGCGGACUUCGCGAAGAGGAGGUCUCUGCCGGAGUUUUUGGAACAGGGGUUAGUGGGUGACCGCUCCGCAUGCCGACGGGUGACGGCAGUGGCACUCGCCACCGGCACGGGCGGCAUGGUUCAAUGCACGGUCUGA
Messenger RNA from Symbiodinium sp. CCMP2456, 426 nucleotides. The record is from the annotation of a GenBank genome assembly. Lineage: Eukaryota; Dinophyceae; Suessiales; Symbiodiniaceae.